Brettanomyces bruxellensis is the source of this 342-nucleotide messenger RNA. RefSeq lists its product as uncharacterized. The record is from RefSeq and is a predicted model, not a curated record. The transcript has a single exon. Bases 1 to 342 code for a protein of 113 amino acids. Lineage: Eukaryota; Fungi; Ascomycota; Pichiomycetes; Pichiales; Pichiaceae.
AUGCUGAAUAGAGCACUCGGAGGACUUCGUGCAACCAAUCUCACACAGACAACAGGCUUUGUAGCAAAGCGUUUGCUGACCAGUACCAGGUGCCUCAAAGAGGAAAGCAGAACGCCUUAUGAGGACAAAAUAUACCGACAGCUUGCCAAAGAACUCGAGCCCAAAAGUUUGGUCGUCAAGGACAUUUCAUACGGAGAUGGUGCAAUGUUUGCAAUCUCGAUCGAAAGCGGAAAAUUUAACGGUUUGUCAACCGUGAAGCAGCACAGACUAGUCAAUCGGAUUCUUAAAGACGAGAUUUCCAAGUGGCACGGUCUUCAGCUUAAGACCAAGAAGACGGUGUGA